AUGCGCGCCAACACCACCCAGAAAGCCUACGAUGAGGCUUUCUUGGCCUGUUCGACCGCAGUGUACUUUGAGAGCCAGAACAACGAGCCAGAAGCAUUGCGAUCUUGGAGGACAGCCCUCGACCAUAUCAAUUACCAUAAUUCUCGUCGCAACCCCUCGACAUACCGCCCCGCAACCGAAACAGAGAGAGCGCUCAUCGAAUCGCUACGUCAGCUAGAACUGCAGUGCAAGGAGCGUGUAGACCUUUUGGAAACCUUGAAAAGGAGCCGAGAGGAUUCGAGGGAAAGCUUGACCUCAGUGUCGUCUGACACGAAUACACCAGUUGCACCGUCUCAUGGAGCGGCUCAAUCACCAAAUGGAGCGAACCCAUCUUCUUCGUGGCUCGGGAAUGGUUCUAUACCACCGUUGGAUUAUACCGAUCUCUCACGGCCACCGCUACCUUUGCGCCCCGCGAUGGUGCCUCGCAAAAGCUCUGGCAAUGGGUCAACACGAGAAAACAGCCUAUCACAGACUCGGAGCGCAUCAAAUUUGUCCCCAGGCCCUGUAGGCGAGAACAAAGCGCGUACACCAUCCCCAGAGAAAAGCGGUAGAUUAUUGCGGACACUGAGACCUGGAAGGGAGGGUAAAUCAUCAUCAGGAAAGAUGCCCAACUCGUUGAGGAGCCGCCCUGAUGCUUCAAAAGCAGCUACUCAAGCAUGGACUGUCAGGACCGCAUCAGCUUCGAGCCGCCCUGUCCUGGGCCCGUCAAACCCAUCAACUUCUUCAACGAUUGCUUCAGUACGCUCAUCGAUAGACAAGUCAGCUGCUGAAAGGCCGAACAUAUCCUCGAAUACUCAGUCGCAACUGCCAUACGUACAAGCACCGCUCUCUUCAAGAGCUGACCACCGCUCGGCAUUCACUGCUCAUGUAGCUUCAGUUCCUAUCGAUGAUAAUGAGCCUCAGCCUACCAGAACUCGAGCUGCUGAGCGAGCAGCACCGCCAGUUCCCCGAAAAUCAGUAGAUUCAGGACGAUUGGUGGGCACGCCAUUGGGAAGCAUAGCAUUGCCUUCGUACCGAAACGAAUAUCCUAAAACUAUGCCCGAUCCGCGAAACCUCGCUGCAUCGGCAGCGGCACACUCAUAUGGCGAUUGUGGUGUUGAGAGAGGAGGUGGUAAGGGGAGUGUCAUGUGGGAUCCAACCACACGACGACUAGUACCGAAACCUGCAAAUAACAACGUGCGCACACGAACUGAUUCCGAGCAAGAUGAUCUGUCUGAAUCUAUAGCAAUUGAAGCUGACGGGAACGUUGCCAAACAAAGACGGUCUCCAGUACAAAAGGUCAGAGGUAGAGGAAACUCGAUUCGUGCAGAGCUACCCGAUACCCCGAGCACGGACAGUGCCGAGGGCGAGGAAGAAGUAGAAGAGAUGGACGAAUGGAAACGACGAACAGAAGAAAUCAUGAAGAAUCUUCCGCGAGGUGUCGACAAGCAAGCAGCGCAGCAAAUCCUGAACGAGAUUGUGAUACAGGGAGACGAAGUACACUGGGACGAUGUAUCGGGAUUGGAGGUGGCAAAAUCAGCUUUGAAGGAAACAGUGGUUUACCCGUUUUUGAGGCCGGAUCUGUUCAUGGGUUUGCGAGAGCCAGCACGCGGCAUGCUUCUCUUUGGACCUCCGGGAACCGGAAAGACAAUGUUGGCAAGAGCGGUGGCAACUGAGUCAAAGUCAACGUUUUUCGCCAUUUCUGCAAGCAGUCUAACAUCCAAAUUCCUGGGCGAAUCAGAGAAACUUGUUCGUGCGCUAUUCCAGUUGGCUAAGAUGCUUGCGCCGUCAAUCAUAUUUGUUGACGAAAUUGAUUCACUCCUUUCGUCACGGUCCAGCUCUGGGGAGCAUGAAGCAACACGUCGCAUCAAGACUGAAUUUCUCAUUCAGUGGUCUGAUCUGCAAAAGGCGGCUGCUGGAAGUGCAGUGACUGAACGGGAGAAAGAGAAGGGCGAUGCUAGUAGAGUGCUUGUGCUGGCUGCAACGAAUCUUCCAUGGGCUAUUGACGAAGCAGCAAGACGAAGAUUUGUAAGGCGACAAUAUAUCCCACUGCCAGAGGACUGGGUCAGGAAGCAGCAGAUCAAAACGCUGCUGAGUCAUCAGAAACAUGAGCUUAGUGAUGAGGACCUCGAUCGUUUGGUAGAGCUGACUGAAGGUUUUUCUGGGUCUGAUAUCACAGCACUUGCCAAAGACGCUGCCAUGGGUCCUUUGCGUUCACUAGGGGAAAAGUUACUUUCUAUGACUAUGGAUCAGAUACGGCCAAUACAAUACCGAGACUUUGAGGCUAGUCUUCAGACCAUCCGACCGUCGGUAAGUAAACAGGGACUGAAGGAAUUCGAAGAUUGGGCCGCACAGUAUGGUGAGCGCGGAGGUUAA
This is a messenger RNA of Bipolaris victoriae FI3, 2394 nucleotides long. RefSeq lists its product as hypothetical. Lineage: Eukaryota; Fungi; Ascomycota; Dothideomycetes; Pleosporales; Pleosporaceae. The transcript is spliced from 3 exons. The record is from RefSeq and is a predicted model, not a curated record. Bases 1 to 2394 code for a protein of 797 amino acids. Gene Ontology annotation, molecular function: ATP hydrolysis activity; ATP binding.